UUCAGUGGCGCAGAUCGGGAGGCAGAAGAUGGACGCGGCGUGUGGCUCAAACAAACUAAUAAAGAGAAUAAAGUAAAACAUGGUUCUGCGGAGACGCGCUCCGGAGCAGCAGGACAGUUUAUGACCGGUAGAUAGGUGCUCUGCAGCGGACUGUCGGUGUGACCCGCGCCAGGACCCCCCCCUGUGACCUCUGACCCCCGUGACCCCCCCGACCCCGGCGUUGCCAUGGCGUCAGAGCUGGGCUCGCCGCAGCGGUUCUUCCACAUGCCGCGGUUCCAGCACCAGGCGCCGCGGCAGGUGUUCUACAAGCGGCCGGACCUGGCGCAGCAGCACGCCAUGCAGCAGCUCACCUUCGACGGCAAACGCAUGAGGAAGGCCGUCAACCGCAAGACCAUCGACUACAACCCGUCCGUCAUCCGCCACCUGGAGAAUCGACUUUGGCAGCGAGAUCACAGAGACCAGAGAGCCAUCCAACCAGACGCAGCCUGUUACAACGACCUGGUGCCUCCUCUGGGCAUGCUCCGUAACCCCAUGAACGCCGUCACCACCAAGUUUGUCCGAACGUCCACCAACAAAGUCAAGUGCCCCGUGUUUGUGAUCAGGUGGACUCCUGAGGGCAGGCGUCUGGUGACAGGAGCGUCCAGUGGGGAGUUCACUCUGUGGAACGGACUCACCUUCAACUUCGAGACCAUCCUCCAGGCUCACGACAGCUCGGUGCGGGCGAUGACCUGGUCUCAUAACGACAUGUGGAUGCUGACGGCCGACAACAACGGCUACGUCAAAUACUGGCAGAGCAACAUGAACAACGUCAAGAUGUUCCAGGCUCACAAGGAGGCCAUCCGGGAAGCAAGUUUUUCUCCGACUGACAACAAGUUCGCCACCUGCUCCGACGACGGCACCGUCCGGAUCUGGGACUUCCUGCGCUGCCACGAGGAGCGGAUCUACGAGGUGAUCUGUGACCUGCGACCUACGACCUGUGACCUGUGACCCUGCGACCUGUGACCUGCG
Boleophthalmus pectinirostris (great blue-spotted mudskipper) is the source of this 1008-nucleotide messenger RNA. It is a transcript of the gene wdr33, whose product is annotated as WD repeat domain 33. NCBI's taxonomy places the organism in Eukaryota, Metazoa, Chordata, Actinopteri, Gobiiformes, Gobiidae. Gene Ontology annotation, molecular function: protein binding. Gene Ontology annotation, cellular component: mRNA cleavage and polyadenylation specificity factor complex. The record is from RefSeq and is a predicted model, not a curated record.